AGAUGUCACAAAACGGAAUGAUAUAAAGCUUUUACCUCGAUCACAGAACCUUCACCUUACCAAACAUUCGAAUCAAACAUGAAUAUCUCAAAACUGUUCAAAUAUGCAAUAAUAAUUAUUGCAACAGUUAUUUUGAUAACCUUCAUCCUUCCAUACAACCCCGAGGAAAUUUACAACAACCAAACUGUUGUACAAACUGAACAAUCAAGUCAGCUUGACCAUCAAGAACGUAAUAAUAUUCAUAGUGACUCUCAUAGUGACCGUGAGGCUCAUCAUGAGGCUCAUGGUGAUCCAAGAAGUAGCAAGAAGAUGUAUGUUAUUUUAGUGACAGGUUUUAGGACUGGCUCAACAUUUUUGGGAGAACUCUUUAAUCAGAACACAGAUGUUUUGUAUUUGUUUGAACCCUUCCAUCAGAAUCAUAUCAAAGCUCUUGUCAGAGACAACGCUAUCCAUGGUGCUACAGAAGAGAACACACUACUUGAACAGAGGACAGCGUAUCUGGACCAGAUGAUUAAUAAUUGCCAGGUUGAGUGGCCAAUGUUUGGGGGAAUGUCUUUAGGUAUGAAAUGUGGUUCCGCUGAAGAAAAUAUGAAGCGCUACGGAACUCCAGAGUGCGAUAAAGCAGAUAAGCGCUGGGACAAACAGUGCACACGUAGAGACAUUGUUGCUUUAAAGUUGAUAAGACUGCAACGUAUCCAGCAUUUAGAGCUAGUACCAGGGAUAAAGGACGCUAAUGUAUACGUUAUACACCUUAUACGAGACCCUCGGGGCACUAUGAACAGUCGACUUGGAUUCGGAACUUUCUACCUUGACGACAUAGAGAACCUGAAGGUGAAACCCCUUACUCCUGAGAAGAUGGGGAUAGCGGCAGCUAAUCUGUGUGACAGAGAGUGGGAUAAUAUCCAGUACACUGAGAAACUACCUGACUGGUUACAGGGCAGGUUUCUGCGAGUUACUCACGAUGAGAUGUCUCUAGAGCCUAUAAAGAUAGCUGAACGAGUAUACGAGUUUUUGGGCAAGAAAAUUCCUGACGAUAUGUCUGAUUUCUUAAUUUCACAUACCACUGUUAAAGAGAAAGGUGUUCUUAACACGAGCAGAAAUUCAACGGAGGUCCUCGAAAAGUGGAAGAAUAAUUUGAAGCCAGACAUAGUUCGAGCGAUUGAGGACAAAUGUAAAAAUGUUAUGGACUUUAUGGGCUAUACACCACAUCAACCUUGAGUUGAUAAUUACAUAAUAUUAUCAUAAUGGCAUGUUUUUUAAAGUGAAAAGUUUUUAGUAAGUUAAAAGGUUUCGAGAUGUAUAAUACAUAUAAUAUAAUAAUUACAUAUUUUAGUUGAACCUUUGUCAGUUGGAAUUAAUUUGAUUGAAUGUUAUGAGUUAUGACAAUAAUUUUAAUGAAUUGGGCAUUUUUUAAAUAGUCAAAGUAUUUUAUAGGCGAAUUAGAAAACGAUAAAACCAAAUAUGGUUUUAGAUAGAUAAUUUGAUCUAUCUAAAGCAAGGUGGAAGCUCCUAGGUCAUAUCUUGUGUAGUGCUGAUGACUCCCCCGCAGCAUUAGCGUUAAAGUUUGCUGUCACAACAAACUGUAAAGGGCGCAUCGUAAGAAUUUGUUCAAGAUUAUUGUGAAUGAUUUGACCCGUAGAGGUUUACAAUUUAACUAUUUGAAUGAUCUUAAUAAGCUUAAGAUAUUAGCCAAUGAUAAAGUUGCUCGGUGAAACAAAUUUUUACUCUAGCUGUCUUGAUCUGUACUGAUCACCAUUUUAGGAUCAUUUCUUGAUUUUUUUAAUGGUGUGAACAGUUUCUUAAUAAUAAUUUCUAUUAAUAUUAUAGAUUUAAAAUGUACCAGUUCGAUGUAUUUUUUGUUUCAGGAUAAAUAUCAUUAUCAUAAUAUAUGUGUUAUGAACUAUUUGACAUUUGUGAUAGUGAAUUUAUUAAUUUAGUUUCUGUUGG
Messenger RNA from Bolinopsis microptera, 1947 nucleotides. Its product is annotated as carbohydrate sulfotransferase 1-like. Bases 79 to 1218 code for a protein of 379 amino acids. The transcript is spliced from 7 exons. Gene Ontology annotation, biological process: sulfur compound metabolic process; N-acetylglucosamine metabolic process. Lineage: Eukaryota; Metazoa; Ctenophora; Tentaculata; Lobata; Bolinopsidae. The record is from RefSeq and is a predicted model, not a curated record. Gene Ontology annotation, molecular function: N-acetylglucosamine 6-O-sulfotransferase activity.